UCGAGGUGGUUACGAAGAUUCAAGGCAAGUAUAGGUUACAAUUUCUUUCGUGUCCGACAGUUAUUAAGAGUUUUUAAUAUGGUGCGAGGGUGCAAUUUGAUCAGUUUAUCGUACUGACAAAGAAAUGCCCUAUCCCUUUGAUAAUUUCUCGAUUUUAAGGUUAAGUGAGUUUCGAUUGGAGUGUAAGCGCAGCACCUUGUAGAUAUGGUGCCCCCGACACGCGGCUUUAUUUUGGCCGACUAAACAAUAGUGUGAUUUUAGCCGUAGCGUUAUUAACGAGAAUAUUGACUAACCGUUUGUGAAAUAUACACGCCCCGUUUGAUAAAAAACAUCGUUUGACGCGAUAGACAAAAGUAAUUAACUCCAUGUUAUUCGAGCUGGAAUACGUGCUUGAGAAAAUUGAGAGUGCUUAAAUAAAUGUCAGAAUUAGAUUAUGGUGGUGGAUUUCGAAGUGGCAGAAAACCAUUGCCAACUGAACCACCUUAUACCGCUUUUGUGGGAAAUUUGCCAAAUGGAAUUGUACAAGGAGAUGUUGACAAAAUCUUUAAGAAACUUAAUGUUAAAGGAAUCAGAUUGGUUAAGGAUAAAGAAACAGAUAGGUUUAAGGGCUUUUGUUAUGUUGAAUUUGAAGAGUUGGCAGAUUUACAGGCUGCAUUGGAAAUGGAUGGUGCAGUAGAAGUAGACAACAGUGUUAUAAAAAUAGAUGUAGCAGAAGGUAAAAGGAAUGAUCGAGGAGGUGGUUUUGAUAGAAGAGGUCGCACUGGUGGUGGCACUGGAGGAGGCUUUAGAGGGAGAGAUGGUGGCCGUAGUGGAUAUGGUGAUGAUUUUGGAAGCAAAUCUAUGUAUUCUAGAGGUUAUGUAGGACAAGGUCAAGGCCAAGGCCAAGGCCAUGCUGGUAGACAAGGUAGUACAUGGGACAUGAGGGGUAACCGGGGUAACUAUAGUCAGUUUAAUGAUGAUACAGGAGGUGGAAGUCGAGAAUGGUCACGUAAUGCAUCGUCUAGAUCAUACGGCACCAGACCACCUCCUCGUGGAACUGGACUUGAACGAAAACCAUUUCAUGAUGAACCAUUUCAUAAAGAUCCACCUCCAGCUGACACAAGUGGAAGAAAGCGUCUGAUACUAGCACCAAGAACAAUUCAAGAUCCAAUAAACGCAAUUGCAGAAUCAAGUAAAUCAAGUUCGAUUUAUGGUGGCGCAAAACCUCGGGAGGAAAAAAUUAAUACUGACGACAAGUAA
This is a messenger RNA of Heterotrigona itama, 1239 nucleotides long. Lineage: Eukaryota; Metazoa; Arthropoda; Insecta; Hymenoptera; Apidae. The record is from the annotation of a GenBank genome assembly.